Molecule: messenger RNA, 6550 nt
Organism: Lipotes vexillifer (Yangtze River dolphin)
Lineage: Eukaryota; Metazoa; Chordata; Mammalia; Artiodactyla; Lipotidae
Gene: DOCK9
Product: dedicator of cytokinesis 9
Exons: 53
Coding region: 173-6550 (2125 amino acids)
Biological process (GO): positive regulation of GTPase activity; small GTPase-mediated signal transduction
Molecular function (GO): guanyl-nucleotide exchange factor activity
Source: RefSeq, a predicted model, not a curated record
GCCCUCCCACCCUAGCGGGCUCUGCAGACCCAGCCGGCAGGGCUGACCACUUGUGCCUGGGAAGUCAGCUUCCUUUCCGUCCUCAGGCCCCUGGCAUGCUGGUGCCUUGCACGGCCAAGGACUCGCAGCUGUCCCAGUUGCCAGACUUUCUGACUUGCGUUUUCAGCCGAGGAUGCAGGCUGAUAAAUUCAGGACAAGUAGUAGAAAUGUCAAAAAGGAGCUGGUGAUCGAGUCCCCCCUGCAGUGCAAGGAUGCAGCCCAGGGAGAAGUGGAAGCAGAGAGCCCAGGGCCAGUGCUGGCCAAACCAAAGCUGAUUGAGCCACUCGACUAUGAAAAUGUCAUUGUCCAGAAGAAGACACAGAUCCUGAACGACUGUUUAAGGGAGAUGCUGCUCUUCCCUUAUGAUGACUUUCAGACGGCCAUCCUGAGACGACAGGGGCGGUACGUGUGCUCCACCAUCCCUGCCAACGCACAGCAGGAAGCUCAGAGCUUAUUUGUUACAGAGUGCAUCAAAACCUAUAACUCUGACUGGCAUCUUGUGAGCUACAAAUAUGAAGAUUACUCAGGAGAGUUUCGACACCUUCCAAACAAAGUGGCCAAGUUGGAUAAACUUCCAGUUCAUGUCUAUGAAGUUGAUGAGGAGGUGGACAAAGAUGAGGAUGCUGCUUCCCUCGGCUCUCAGAAGGGUGGGAUCACCAAGCACGGAUGGCUGUACAAAGGCAACAUGAACAGUGCAAUAAGCGUGACCAUGAGGUCGUUUAAAAGACGAUUUUUCCACUUGAUUCAACUUGGUGAUGGGUCCUACAAUUUGAAUUUUUAUAAAGAUGAAAAGAUCUCCAAGGAACCAAAAGGAUCAAUAUUUCUGGAUUCCUGUAUGGGUGUGGUUCAGAACAACAAAGUCAGGCGUUUUGCUUUUGAGCUCAAGAUGCAGGACAAAAGUAGUUACCUUUUGGCAGCAGACAGUGAAGUGGAAAUGGAAGAGUGGAUCACAACUCUGAACAAGAUUCUCCAGCUCAACUUUGAAGCUGCAAUGCAAGAAAAGCGAAACGGAGACUCUCAUGAAGAUGAUGAACAAAGCAAAAUAGAAGGUUCCGUUUCCGGUUUAGAUAGCUACCUGCCUGAACUUGCCAAGAGUACCAGAGAAGCAGAAAUCAAACUGAAAAGUGAAAGCAGAGUUAAACUUUUUUACUUGGACCCAGAUGCUCAGAAGCUUGACUUCUCAUCAGCUGAGCCAGAAGUGAAGCCAUUUGAAGAAAAGUUUGGAAAAAGGAUUCUUGUCAAGUGCAAUGAUUUAUCUUUCAAUUUGCAAUGCUGUGUUGCUGAAAAUGAAGAAGGACCCACUACAAAUGUCGAGCCUUUCUUUGUUACUCUAUCCCUGUUUGACAUAAAAUACAACCGAAAGAUUUCUGCCGAUUUCCACGUGGACCUGAACCAUUUCUCAGUGAGGCAGAUGCUGGCCACCACAUCCCCGUCUCUGAUGAACGGCGGUAGGCAGAGCUCGCCUGCCCUGCAGGACAUCCUUCACGAAGCCGCCAUGCAGUAUCCGAAGCAGGGAAUAUUUUCAGUCACGUGCCCUCAUCCUGAUAUAUUUCUUGUGGCUAGAAUUGAAAAAGUGCUUCAGGGGAGCAUCACACAUGGUGCUGAGCCAUACAUGAAAAGUUCAGACUCUUCUAAGGUUGCUCAGAAGGUGCUGAAGAAUGCCAAGCAGGCAUGCCAAAGACUAGGGCAGUACAGAAUGCCAUUUGCUUGGGCAGCAAGGACGUUGUUUAAGGAUGCAUCUGGAAACCUUGACAAAAAUGCCAGAUUUUCUGCUCUCUACAAGCAAGACAGCAAUAAGCUAUCCAAUGAAGACAUGCUCAAGUUACUUGCAGACUUUCGGAAACCUGAGAAGAUGGCUAAACUCCCCGUGAUUCUGGGCAAUCUAGACAUUACAAUUGAUAGUGUUUCCUCAGACUUUCCUAAUUAUGUCAAUUCAUCAUACAUUCCUACGAAGCAAUUUGAAACCUGUACUAAAAUGCCAAUCACGUUUGAGGUAGAGGAAUUUGUGCCCUGCAUACCAAAACACACUCAGCCAUACACCAUCUACAACCACCACCUUUAUGUUUAUCCUAAGUCCUUGAAAUAUGACAGUCAAAAGUCUUUUGCCAAGGCCAGAAAUAUUGCUAUUUGCAUUGAAUUCAAAGAUUCAGAUGAGGAAGACUCUCAGCCUCUGAAGUGCAUUUAUGGCAGACCUGGUGGGCCAGUAUUCACAAGAAGCGCCUUUGCUGCAGUUCUACAUCAUCACCAAAACCCAGAAUUUUAUGAUGAGAUUAAAAUAGAAUUGCCCACCCAGCUACAUGAAAAGCACCACUUGCUGUUCACAUUCUCCCAUGUCAGCUGUGAUAAUUCAAGCAAAGGAAGCACAAAGAAGAAGGAUGUUGUUGAAACACAAGUUGGAUAUUCCUGGCUUCCUCUCCUGAAAGACGGAAGGGUGGUGACUAGCGAGCAGCACAUCCCUGUCUCAGCCAAUCUCCCAUCCGGCUACCUUGGCUACCAGGAGCUUGGGAUGGGCAGGCAUUAUGGUCCAGAAAUUAAAUGGGUAGAUGGAAGCAAGCCGCUGCUGAAAGUUUCAACUCAUCUGGUUUCCACAGUGUAUACUCAGGAUCAGCACUUCCAUAAUUUUUUCCAGUACUGUCAGAAAACCGAAUCUGGAGCCCAAGCCUUAGGGAGCGAACUUGUAAAAUACCUGAAGAGCCUGCACGCGAUGGAAGGUCACGUGAUGAUCGCCUUCUUGCCCACCAUCCUAAACCAGCUAUUCCGUGUCCUCACCCGAGCAACCCAGGAGGAAGUUGCCGUCAACGUGACACGGGUCAUUAUUCAUGUGGUUGCCCAGUGCCAUGAGGAAGGAUUGGAGAGCCACUUGAGGUCAUAUGUUAAGUAUGCUUAUAAGGCUGAGCCGUAUAUUGCUUCCGAAUACAAGACGGUGCAUGAAGAGCUGACCAAAUCCAUGACCACAAUUCUCAAGCCUUCCGCCGAUUUCCUCACCAGCAACAAACUACUUAAGUAUUCAUGGUUUUUCUUUGAAGUUUUGAUCAAAUCCAUGGCUCAGCAUUUGAUAGAGAACUCCAAAGUUAAGUUAUUGCGAAACCAGAGAUUUCCUGCAUCCUAUCAUCAUGCAGUGGAAACUGUUGUGAAUAUGCUGAUGCCACACAUCACUCAGAAGUUUCGAGAUAACCCGGAGGCAUCUAAGAAUGCGAAUCAUAGCCUGGCUGUGUUCAUCAAGAGAUGUUUCACCUUCAUGGAUAGGGGCUUUGUCUUUAAGCAGAUCAACAACUACAUCAGCUGCUUUGCUCCUGGAGAUCCUAAGACCCUCUUUGAAUACAAAUUUGAAUUUCUCCGUGUGGUGUGCAAUCAUGAACAUUAUAUUCCAUUGAAUUUACCAAUGCCAUUUGGAAAAGGCAGGAUUCAAAGAUAUCAAGAUCUCCAGCUUGACUACGCAUUAACAGAUGAGUUCUGCAGAAACCACUUCUUGGUGGGACUGUUACUGAGGGAGGUGGGGACCGCCCUCCAGGAGUUCAGGGAGGUCCGUCUGAUUGCCAUCGGUGUGCUUAAGAACCUGCUGAUAAAGCAUUCUUUUGAUGACAGAUAUGCUUCCAGGAGCCAUCAAGCAAGGAUAGCCACUCUCUACCUGCCUCUGUUCGGUCUGCUGAUUGAGAAUGUCCAGCGGAUCAACGUGAGAGAUGUGUCUCCCUUCCCCGUGAACCCUGGCAGUACUGUGAAGGAGGAAUCCCUUACUUUGCCAGCCGUGAACCCGAUAGUGACACCGCAGAAGUCUGGGAGCACGCUGGAUGCCAGUCUGCACAAGGACCUCUUUGGUGCCAUCUCUGGCAUUGGUAAUGCUCGGCGGGAGAAGCUGCUCAGAAGGCACUCGGCUUGUGUCGUACGCGGAGCUGGAGAGGAGGAGAGCGGCCGGUCAGCCAGGAGACACCGGGUCACCAUGGACUUCUCGCUGCUCACGCUGCUGCCUCUGCCAGAAGAGGCCCCACAGGCGGCGCCCCUGCCCCCGCUGCAGGGAGGCCUGGGCUCUCCCAGCGGCGCUGAUGAAGUGGGCGGGCGGGAGCACCAGCAAAGUGGCACCUUGGGAAAUUCUGUCGUUCGCUGUGACAAACUUGACCAGUCUGAGAUUAAGAGCCUGCUGAUGUGUUUCCUCUACAUCUUAAAAAGCAUGUCUGAUGAUGCUUUGUUUACAUAUUGGAACAAGGCCUCAACAUCUGAACUUAUGGAUUUUUUUACAAUAUUGGAAGUCUGCUUGCACCAGUUCCAGUACAUGGGGAAGCGAUAUAUCGCCAGGUACUGUGGGAGUUUUAGUUUGAAGUGUUUUCAUGAUCGAAAAUCUCAGACAUUGCCUGUUUCCCGUAACAGAACAGGAAUGAUGCAUGCCAGAUUGCAGCAGCUGGGCAGCCUGGAUAACUCUCUCACUUUUAACCACAGCUAUGGCCACUCGGACGCAGAUGUUCUCCACCAGUCGUUACUUGAAGCCAAUAUUGCUACUGAGGUGUGCCUGACAGCUCUGGACACCCUCUCUCUAUUUACACUGGCAUUUAAGAACCAGCUCCUGGCUGACCACGGACAUAAUCCCCUCAUGAAAAAGGUUUUUGACGUCUACCUGUGUUUUCUUCAAAAACAUCAGUCUGAAACGGCUUUGAAAAAUGUCUUCACUGCCUUAAGGUCAUUAAUCUAUAAGUUUCCCUCAACGUUCUAUGAGCGGAGAGCGGACAUGUGCGCAGCCCUAUGCUAUGAGGUCCUGAAAUGCUGCAACUCCAAGCUGAGCUCCAUCAGGACUGAGGCCUCCCAGCUGCUGUACUUCCUGAUGAGGAACAACUUCGACUACACUGGCAAGAAGUCCUUUGUCCGGACGCAUCUGCAGGUCAUUAUUUCCGUCAGCCAACUGAUAGCAGACGUUGUUGGCAUUGGGGGAACCAGAUUCCAACAGUCCUUGUCUAUCAUCAACAACUGUGCCAACAGUGACAGGCUCAUCAAGCACACCACCUUCUCCUCGGACGUGAAGGACCUGACCAAAAGGAUCCGCACGGUUCUGAUGGCCACGGCCCAGAUGAAGGAGCACGAGAAUGACCCAGAGAUGCUGGUGGACCUCCAGUACAGCCUGGCCAAGUCCUACGCCAGCACCCCCGAGCUCCGGAAGACGUGGCUGGACAGCAUGGCCCGGAUCCAUGUCAAAAACGGGGACCUGUCCGAGGCAGCAAUGUGCUAUGUCCAUGUCACAGCCCUGGUGGCAGAAUAUCUCACACGGAAAGGCAUGUUUAGACAAGGAUGCACAGCUUUCAGGGUGAUCACCCCGAACAUAGAUGAGGAGGCCUCCAUGAUGGAAGACGUUGGCAUGCAGGACGUCCACUUCAACGAGGAUGUGCUCAUGGAGCUCCUGGAACAGUGUGCAGACGGACUCUGGAAGGCCGAGCGCUAUGAGCUGAUCGCCGACAUUUAUAAGCUCAUCAUACCCAUUUACGAGAAGCGGAGGGAUUUUGAGAGGCUGGCCCAUCUGUAUGACACACUGCACCGAGCCUACAGCAAGGUGACCGAGGUCAUGCACUCAGGCCGAAGGCUUCUGGGGACGUACUUCCGAGUAGCCUUCUUUGGACAGGGAUUCUUUGAAGAUGAAGAUGGAAAGGAGUAUAUCUACAAGGAACCCAAACUCACGCCUCUGUCAGAAAUUUCUCAGAGACUCCUUAAACUUUACUCAGAUAAAUUUGGUUCUGAAAACGUCAAAAUGAUACAAGAUUCUGGCAAGGUCAACCCGAAGGAUCUGGAUUCCAAGUAUGCAUAUAUCCAGGUGACUCAUGUGAUCCCGUUCUUUGAUGAGAAGGAAUUGCAGGAAAGAAAGACAGAGUUUGAAAGAUCUCACAACAUCCGCCGCUUCAUGUAUGAGAUGCCCUUCACCCAGACUGGGAAAAGGCAGGGAGGCGUCGAAGAGCAGUGCAAGCGGCGCACCAUACUGACAGCCAUACACUGCUUCCCUUACGUGAAGAAGCGGAUCCCCGUCAUGUACCAGCAUCACACGGACCUGAACCCCAUCGAGGUGGCCAUUGACGAGAUGAGUAAGAAGGUGGCCGAGCUCCGGCAGCUGUGCUCCUCGGCCGAAGUGGACAUGAUCAAACUGCAGCUCAAACUCCAGGGCAGUGUGAGCGUCCAGGUCAAUGCUGGUCCACUAGCAUAUGCCCGAGCUUUCUUAGACGACACAAACACAAAAAGAUAUCCUGACAAUAAAGUGAAGUUGCUUAAAGAAGUUUUCAGGCAGUUUGUGGAAGCUUGCGGUCAAGCCUUAGCGGUAAAUGAACGGCUGAUCAAAGAGGACCAGUUAGAGUAUCAGGAGGAGAUGAAGGCCAACUACAGGGAAAUGACAAAAGAGCUUUCUGAAAUCAUGCGUGAGCGGAUUUGCCCCCUGGAGGAGAAGCCCAGCGUUUUGCCGAAUUCCCUUCACAUCUUCAACGCCAUCAGUGGGACCCCAACAAGCACGCUGGUUCACGGCAUGACCAGCUCGUCCUCCGUGGUGUGA